UUUUGAUCGCGCUUUUGCUUGGGUGUCCACAGUAUUGAUAACGUAACAGUUAAGAAAGCUUUACCAUCUGCAUAUCUCUCAGCCUUCUUGGUUCAGUUGCCAUCAGGUGUUUGUAGUUGUUUGGCACGUACAACGAUUCGCUUGAUCAUAUAUCGAUACUCAGUAAUACUACAAUGAUCUCUCGCCUGCGUUUUGCCAAUAGGCGAAGUCAGUUCGCCAGCUAUAUAAGGGAAUUAUCGACAUCGCACACACGUUCCGAAAAAUAUGAUUGCAAAGUGCUGGUGGUGGGCGGUGGCUCCGGUGGUUGUGCCAUGGCUGCCAAAUUAACUAAACGACUGGGAAAGAAUAAUGUUAUCAUACUGGAACCAGCUGAAAAACAUUAUUAUCAGCCCAUGUUCACACUAAUUGGUGGUGGCAUGAAACGUUUGGAACAAUCCUAUAAGCCCAUGGCUGAUGUAUUACCCAAAAAGGCAAAGUGGCUUAAGGAGAAAGCUGUGGAAUUUGAUCCCGAUCGGAAUGAGGUUCAAACUUCAUGUGGUAAUACCAUAAAAUAUGACUUGCUUCUAAUUGCAACUGGAUUGCAAUUGAAAUACAAUGCGAUUCCAGGAUUAUUGGAUGCCUUGAGCAUACCAAAUAGCAAGGUUUGUUCAAUUUACUCACCUGACUAUGUGGAUCGAGUCUAUGAUUGCCUGCGUAGUACAACUGAUGGAAAUGUAAUUUUCACUUUUCCCCAUUCACCGGUUAAAUGCCCAGGAGCACCACAGAAAAUAGUCUAUAUCUCAGAGCACUAUUUCCGCAAGGUGGCCAGGCGGAAUGAUGUUAAUAUUGUUUAUAAUACAGCAUUACCAGUUCUCUUUGGAGUAAAACACUAUGCCGAUGCUCUGUGGCCCAUUGUAAAGAAACGUAAUAUCACCGUCAAUACCCGUACAAAUUUAAUUGAAGUUAAGCCCGGCCAGGAUAUUGCAGUCUUUGAGAACCUUGAUAAUGGCGAACGCUUCGAAGAGAAGUAUUCAAUGCUUCAUGUCACCCCACCAAUGUGUGCUCCCGAUGAGCUAACCAAAUGUAAGGAAUUGGUUAAUGAGGCAGGAUUUGUGAACGUGGAUAAAUCAACUCUGCAGCAUGUCAAGUAUCCAAACGUAUUCGCCAUUGGUGAUUCAUCUGGAACACCCAAUUCAAAGACUGCUGCAUCGGCGGCUGCUCAGUCGCCAGUUGUAUUUCGUAAUAUGAUUUCGGUAUUGGAUGGUAAGCCUUUAACAAGCUCUUACGAUGGCUAUGCCUCCUGUCCUUUGGUCACUGGCUAUAAUAGGUGCAUUCUGGCCGAAUUCGAUUAUAGUCUCACACCAUUGGAAACAUUCCCGAUUGCCCAAAAUAAGGAGCGUUAUUCAAUGUUCAUCAUGAAGAAAGAUCUAAUGCCAAUUCUGUAUUGGGAAAUGAUGUUACCCGGUUAUUGGAAUGGUCCGGCGCUGAUGCGAAAUCUAUUAUCUCCCUUUAAGUUAAAUAAGAGCAAAUGAACAUUCUAUUUACAAAUGGUUUUUGGCAUAAAUUUGAUUUUUGUCAAGUUUUA
Messenger RNA from Drosophila willistoni, 1564 nucleotides. RefSeq names its product sulfide:quinone oxidoreductase, mitochondrial (gene Sqor). The transcript has 7 exons. The coding region runs from base 174 to 1511 and encodes 445 amino acids. The record is from RefSeq and is a predicted model, not a curated record. Gene Ontology annotation, cellular component: mitochondrion. NCBI's taxonomy places the organism in Eukaryota, Metazoa, Arthropoda, Insecta, Diptera, Drosophilidae. Gene Ontology annotation, molecular function: FAD binding; sulfide:quinone oxidoreductase activity.